Messenger RNA from Drosophila suzukii, 1167 nucleotides. Its product is annotated as E3 SUMO-protein ligase ZBED1. NCBI's taxonomy places the organism in Eukaryota, Metazoa, Arthropoda, Insecta, Diptera, Drosophilidae. Gene Ontology annotation, molecular function: protein dimerization activity. The record is from RefSeq and is a predicted model, not a curated record.
AUCGAUGUAUCGCGUUUAUUUAACAUCACUAGUUGCAGAAGCGUGGUUCCAGAAAAAACGAAAAAUUUAUGAAAAGUGAAAAAUGGAAAAGUUUUUUGCAACAAGAACAGAUGACAACAACAACGACGUCAUUACAACGACUUAGCCAAAGAAACCAUUGGUGUUCUGUUAAAUACUCCGAAGUCGGAGCAGAUGUUAAAUGCAGAUGAAAUAAACCUGCUGACUGACAUUUGCGAGCUUUUAAAAAUGUUUGACGAUGCUACGCAUUAUGUCUCUGGCGAUACAAAGGUGACAAUUUCUUUAAUAAUACCGGUGGCGUGCGGAUUGUACCCAAACCUAGAAAAAAUUACAACCAAAUUGCAAACCACAGAAGGACUUGAAGUCUGUGAAUUAUUAAAGAAAGGAGUUGAAGCUCGAUUGUUUCAGUUCGAGAAAAGGACGGUAACUGGGAUUGCCACUAUGUUGGAUCCGAGAUUUAAGAAGGAGGCCUUUAGAAGUCCUUUCAACGCCGCGGAGGCCAUGAAGGCGUUAGAGGAUGAGCUAACAAUUUCUCCUACAAUCGAAUUAGAGCCAGAAGAACAAUCACAAAUAGGGGUCGACGGAUUGUCCCUAAUUGGGUACGUUCAAGAAAAAUGUCAAACUAAAAUCAAAAACAAGAGGGUGGACUUAAUCUUGGCACUUAGGCAGUACACAGAGAAGCCUAACUCUAUGCAGUCUCUGGAUCCUCUUACGUAUUGGAAGACUCAUUUCUUGGAAUACCCAAGCUUGGCUAAAGUCGUCAAGCGGUAUCUCUGCAUCCCGGCUUCAUCUACCGAAUCGGAGAGGAUGUUUAGUAGAGCCGGUCAAAUUAUAUCGGAUAGACGAACUUAUUUGAAGCCAAAGCAUUUAAACACGCUCCUUAUGCUUAAGAAAAAUCAGUGGCUGCUGAAUUAAAUUUUUUGUGGUACAAAGUCAUUAAGAGUAGUUUUCCAAAGAAUGGAUUAUCUAAACUUGUUAUUUUAUUUUUUAUCAAACGUUUUCUUUGUUUAAUUCGUAAUCAACAACAAUUCCCGAGGAACGGAUGAUCUCUCUUUUGUUAAUCUCAUUAUAUUCAUUAUAAUCUCAAGUAGUUCUUAACUUUAUUUAAUUUAUAAUCAACUAUAACAAUAUCAUGUAAUUCCCGAGGAA